Fusarium falciforme is the source of this 1923-nucleotide messenger RNA. RefSeq lists its product as hypothetical. The record is from RefSeq and is a predicted model, not a curated record. NCBI's taxonomy places the organism in Eukaryota, Fungi, Ascomycota, Sordariomycetes, Hypocreales, Nectriaceae. The coding region runs from base 1 to 1923 and encodes 640 amino acids. The transcript has 2 exons.
AUGAAGCUUUCAAACGCAAUUGCAGUCUGCCCGGCCCUGGCCAUGGCUAGGAAUAUCUCCCUUCAUAUGGAGGAGCCAUUGGCACCUACGCCUCUGCCUCCGGCUCAUGCGGCAUCAGAUGGAGAGCAAAUCAUUCAUAUUUUCCAGACCCUUGGUCGAUCCACAGUGUGGAAGAGCAUUGCAAACAUCACCUUUGAGGGAGACACGUUUGAGCCUGAAGGCAUGGUGCGGUUGGGUGAUGACCGUUACGUGGUCAGUUCAGGCCAUUGGACCGAACCUACCGAGAAGUAUGGAAAGAUUAUCAACGGGACGGACCGAACACCUGGAAAAGGACUGGCCCAUUUGAUGGUUUAUAAUGGAAAGGGAAAGCUUGUUGCCGAUGCGACCAUCACACAAGAAGGCGAUGAUGAAUAUCAUAAUGGAGGGAUCGACUUUGAUGGCCAGUAUAUUUGGGGAACCAUCGCCCAAUACCGCCCCAACAGCACGGCAUACGUUUAUCGGACAGACCCAAACACGCUGGUACCUGAGAGGGUACUUAACUAUGCGGAUCAUCUGGGAGGCGUGGUCCACGACACCCGUGACCACCUCAUCACUGCUCUCAACUGGGGAGGACGCAACGCUUCAACGUGGGAUCUCAAGAGCGCCGAGACGGGCUGUGACGCGAGUUCUGAACCAGAGCGUGUUGUCCGAAACCCGAGUUACUUUGUCGACUACCAAGACUGCAAGUGGCUCGGCCACAGCAGAUUCUACAACGGAAAGAGUAUUAUGCUCUGCUCUGGCGUUGCCACCAUUGGAGGGUACAACCUGGGCGGCAUCGCGCUCGUAGAUGUCGCGACAAUGGCACCACUCGCCGAAGUCCCCAUCGACCUUGAAAGCGCCCUAGGAGUCAGACUGACACAAAAUCCAAUGGAUGUUGGCGUAGCAGACGGAAAGCUAAGGCUGUACCUAAUGCCGGACCAGCACAACAGCACAUUGUACAUCUACGAGGCGCAGCCCGACAGCCCGUUUCACACAAUCAUGUCUUGUCAAAAGGACGCUCCACGAAACCUUGAGUUCAAUGAUCUGCCUCCAGAGCUACGAGAUCUCGUCUGGGAGUUUAGUCUCCCCACUCGCCGAGUCUUUCAUGUGAAGGGAGUCUCAAGACGCCCCCAGGAAGAAGCAGCAUCGAGACCGGCCAAAUUCUUUCGCUUCCACAUCCGCCACGCUCUCCCAGCGGCAUUGUCCACUUGCAAAGAGUCCCGCGCGGUUGCGUUGCGCAAGGGCUUCUUCCUUUCGCCCUAUGGGAAUGAUCCUGGUGUCUGGUUCAAUACGGAACAUGAUAUGCUCUACUUUGACCGGAACCAGCGCAAUAUGCUCCAGCUUAAGCCGAACCUGGGGAGCAUGACCAUCUGUGGUCUGGACCAGGUCCUCAACGUCGGUGUUGAAUGGCGCGCCUUCUUUCGGGAUACCCCCCGUCAAGGUGCGACAACUUCUCGAUACUGGAGGGCGGCGAUUGAGACAUUGUAUGUUCACAUGCCGCGGAUGCGGACUGUCAACUACAUUCUUCCGAUGCUGCGGCACAAAGGCGGCAUGAUGUGGGGACGAGAACCAUACCAAGCACAAAACUAUGAAGCCAUUCUCAUCACACUGCCGGAGAACACACAGAUCCCGUGGGAGAACACAAGGAAUCGAGGUGCCGAUCGAGUGCAGCUUCUCAACGACAUUCGGCACGACAAUGGACUCAACUCAAUGAUGGUAACGUGGAAGGAGGUCAAGGAGGAUAUUGAAAAGGGUUUUGGGGAGGAGGCAGAGCCUGGCGACGGAUGGCAGGACCGUGAACAUGACACUGAUCACUAUCCUCCAGAGGUGAUUGGAUGGUGGCUACUGAGAGAUGGCAUUCCCACAGUUCACGAGAAUCCUCAGAUUCAGACGUUUUAUUCAUAA